This is a messenger RNA of Scophthalmus maximus (turbot), 1535 nucleotides long. RefSeq names its product ergosterol biosynthesis 28 homolog (gene erg28). Gene Ontology annotation, molecular function: protein-macromolecule adaptor activity. The transcript is spliced from 5 exons. Bases 190 to 621 code for a protein of 143 amino acids. Gene Ontology annotation, cellular component: endoplasmic reticulum; membrane. Lineage: Eukaryota; Metazoa; Chordata; Actinopteri; Pleuronectiformes; Scophthalmidae. The record is from RefSeq and is a predicted model, not a curated record.
CUUCUCAUUGGUCCAAACACACGGUUCAAGAUUGUCAAAUGUACCAUUCAGAAUAUAACACCCACACCAAACCCGGCUGUCUCGAGUCCCACUAUUAUCAUUUUGCAUCGAGUAAUCCUGUUUUUUAUGGACAUACUGUAGCUCGGCAGACACCGCCAGGUGCGUCUCACCGACAGACAGGCAGGGAGGAUGAGUCGCUUCCUGAACGUCCUGCGGAGCUGGCUGGUGAUGGUGUCCGUCAUCGCGAUGGGAAACACCGUGCAGAGCUUCAGAGAUCACAGCUUCCUGUCGGAGAAGCUCUACACGGGCACACCAGAGUUCGUGAAUGGUCUCCAAGCUCGAACAUUUGGCAUUUGGACAUUGCUGUCUUCGAUCAUCCGCUGCUCGUGUGCCAUCGAUAUCCAGAACAGAACGCUGUAUCACAUCACCUUGUGGACGUUUGUGUUGGCGCUGGGCCACUUCCUGUCCGAAGCCUUCAUCUACAAAACUGCUCCUCUGACCAUCGGGGUCAUGGCACCUCUCAUCGUGGCAAGUUUCUCUAUAAUGGGAAUGCUGAUUGGAUACCAGUGUAUUCCAGAAACACAAGAGGAAGUGGGAACACGGCAGAAGAAACGUAACUGAGUAACUGAGCAGUUUGGGUUUUUGUUGUCCAUGGAACCCACGACACGACCAACACCAGACAGUCGUGGGGUGAACCAGUCCUCAGUGUGCUGCUGCUUCUUGCCCUGAAGAACACGAGAUCUGCUUUCAUUUCUUAUUGUGAUAUUUUCUAAGACAAUAUACAUCUCGGACUUAGUGUAUUUCGUGUUUUUAACUGGACAUUUUUCAGCUGACGGUGCAAUUACAAAAUGUUUGUCUGAGUCACUUGUAAUUUACUGUCAUGUUACACUUCCUGUUCUGAUUUCUAACUUCUUGGCUAAAUGUUGUUAAUUUCAUAUCAUAGCAGUUAUCGCUGCUAAAACGUCAUAAUGUGUCAUAAAGUGACACUUGUCAACGAGAUACCACUAAAUGUAGGGUUUUUUGUUUUAAACUUCUUUUUUUUUGUCAAUGUGUGGUUAUGACUUUGUUGGUAAGAAAAGUGAUCACAGCUAUAAUUGAGUUGAUUUUUAUUUCACCAGACUAACAUGUCCUGUUUUUUUUUAAAAUAUAAUUUACCAAGGAACAGAAAUAACAUACAGUAUGAAACUAUGCUCUUCAUUACAAAAUAGCACAAACACUUAUAUUAGCAAUUCACAAUGUUUUUUUGUGCUGUAAAAGUUUGCACACCCUUUUCAUAUAAUUUUUUUUUAAUUGAAUGGUUUGAUUGUUUUGCAUGUUCUAGCAAGUAAUAAGCAAAUUAGAUAUAUUUCUAAAUGUCAAAAGAAAAACAAUUUGUGAUAAAUAUACAUGGGCUUUCUUUUCCAAUGGUGUAAUUGUGAUUUUACAUCAUUUUGAAAAAACUUUUCAAAUCCUGUGCUGCUCAAAUCUCAUUCUUGGCUUUUGAUGUCAAAAAUAGUUUUCGGAAAUAAACAAUGCUAAUUUUGUGCUGAAAACCA